UAUCUUGAAUGCAAAACGAAAGUAACCGGUAUAAAAUACAAAGGUUAUGUAUUGCAAGCGUUAACCGUUUGACAUAAACAAAAUGUGGCAGUAGGGCUGUUCCGUAACGAUUAUAUAACAACAGUUUUUUUUAAUUUCAAACAAGUGAAUACAUUGACUGAUAUUUUGUUUUGCGACCCUUUAUGAGUAAAUAAGUAAUACAUUUUCUGCUCUAAAACUUAAAUAUAAUACCUAUCGUUUUGACGAUGUUGAUAAAUCGUGUUUUAUCGAAAGUAUAUAAGCGCCUGACCAUGUCACUCGAAAAUAGCAUUACUUACACGCCGUCUAGUUCUUUACAAUUUGAUAGUUUAGUAAAUUCACGUAAAUACACUUCAUCUGAGACAGAAGUAGAUUAUUCUUCUCCCCAGAAAUUUAUGGAAUCGCUUGGAGUUAAACCUGGGAAAUUUAUUGAAUACGCGCUUGGAGUUACGAAUGUGGAACCUGGUGUGUUUAGAGGUAACAAGCUAUAUAUACAUAAUUCAAGAUCUAUAGCUUUUGGUGGUCUCCUCCUUGGCCAAGCUGCAAAUGCUGCAUGUCAGAAUUUAUCACAGAAUCUCUACAUCCACAGUCUCCACAAUUACUUUAUCAAUGCAGGACAGCAAGUACCACUAAUUUUCAAGGUAGCAAAUGAGCGUGAAGGUAAAGCCUACUGUAACAAAACUGUCUGUGCCACUCAGAACGAGAAAACUGUAGUAAAAAUGCAAAUUUCUUUCAAAAUCAAAGAAGAUAGCUGUAUUGAACACCAAUGGAAAAUGCCAGAAUGUCUUCCACCUGAAGACCUUCUUCCUGCAAAUAAAAUUUUUGAAGCCAAAAUGAGGGAUGAAAAGUAUCAACAUUUGAAAAGCCGUCUUCCGAUAGAUCCUACAGUAGAAUUUCGACCAGUGGAUCCUGAAGAAAUGCUGAGAACUAAAACCUUACCACCGAGAAGACUAACCUGGGUGAAACAAAUAGAAGAUAUGAGUGAAAUGAAUCAAAAUUGGCACAGGUGUAAUCUUCUAUACCUAUCUGAUUACAUCCUACUCACAACUUCGCUCCUACCAAACAAAGAUCCAUUUAUGAAAACCUUUCUAGUUUCGUUGGAUCACUCGGUAUGGUUUCACAAUGAUAUUGAUGUUAAUGAAUGGUUGCUUUAUGAAACAGAAAGUUCUUACGCAGGUAAUGGACAGAGUUUCAAUACUGGACGCUUCUGGUCUAAAGAUGGCACUUUGCUUGCAACAAUUUCUCAGUCUGGCAUGGUCAGAAAACUGAAGGAGGCAUCUCUAUAAAGUCACAUCCUUUAUGGAAAUAUAUUUGGAUAACCAUAUUUCAAUGUGCAUAAGGAACCUCCUAAUUUUGGGGGCUUAAAAUUUGGAAAAAUGGUUUCGUAUUCCAUACUUUUUUUGAAGGUCUUGUAAGAAAUUAUAUUAUCCAUGUUUAAGAAACCCCUAAAUUUUUUUAAGCUAAUUAAAAAAAAAAAAAGAUUGCUUAUACACGUUAAAAUAUAGUAUACAGGUUUUCAGUGAUUUGAAAUUAAUUACUAGAGUACCUUCGUAAGUCACAAUGGUCCAGAAUAAUUAAGGUUGAUAGAUCUAGGCAAACUGAGACAAAAUGUUUCUACACCAAUCAGAGAGACAGCCUUAAUUAUCUGUAAUAUACUCUAUUUCUUCACACUAACCUUUAAAUAUUCUGCUCUGAGAUUUUACAUAACCAAAUUAUUAAUUAUAAUUAUAUCUCUCCAACAUAUCGUUAACCUUUCUUCACUUGACAUGAAGCUACAUCAAUACUAUUCCUUAAGUUAAGGACUCAUCUUGCAAGUUAGUUGGCAAACUUGCUACUGCUGGCGCCAUGUAAAAAGCACCCUGCACACUGAAGUGGUUGAUGCUAAGAAUGGCAUCCAAAGCAGACAUUGGAGCACAGUGUAAUCUUUGGACUUGGAUCUUGUUAUAUUGUCCAACCCAUGCUGGCAUGGAACAUAGAUGUUAAAUAAUGAUGAAUUAGACACUGUGUGUGUGUGUGUGUGUGUGUACACAUAUACAUACUGGGCCAUUGAAGAGGUUUAAGUGAAUAUCAUCACUGUUUAACAUCCGUUUUCCAUGCUGGCAUGGGUUGAAUAGUUUGACUGAGAUCUAGAGAGCCACCAGCUGCACCAGCCUCCAAUAUGAUCUGGUAAUAUUUCUACAGUUGGAUGCCCUUCCUAAUCCCAACCACUCCAAGAGUGUAGUUGGUGCUUUUUACGUUCCACCAGCACAGGAGCCAGUCAGGCAGGCCGCCAAUAACGAAACAUGAGCUUUCAAGCUUAUGAAUCAGCAACUUGUAUGUAAAAUUCACUCAUUUCUGAAAGAAGUGUGAAUUACUAGGAGACUUUUGUAAAUUCAACUGAAUAAAAAAAAAAAUUUUUUUUUUAAUAAAUGCAAACAUUUUGAACAGUGAUGUUGUAAACUACGCAGAUUCAAAGUGAAAUUUUAAAAAAUCAAUUUUUGAGUUGCAGAAAGCAAAAUUGAAGACAAAACUGAAUAAAGAGGAAAAUUAAACUUU
Molecule: messenger RNA, 2553 nt
Organism: Octopus bimaculoides (California two-spot octopus)
Lineage: Eukaryota; Metazoa; Mollusca; Cephalopoda; Octopoda; Octopodidae
Product: acyl-coenzyme A thioesterase 8
Biological process (GO): fatty acid catabolic process; acyl-CoA metabolic process
Cellular component (GO): peroxisomal matrix
Molecular function (GO): fatty acyl-CoA hydrolase activity
Source: RefSeq, a predicted model, not a curated record